Molecule: messenger RNA, 5492 nt
Organism: Varanus komodoensis (Komodo dragon)
Lineage: Eukaryota; Metazoa; Chordata; Lepidosauria; Squamata; Varanidae
Gene: GALNS
Product: galactosamine (N-acetyl)-6-sulfatase
Exons: 12
Coding region: 3373-4389 (338 amino acids)
Molecular function (GO): N-acetylgalactosamine-6-sulfatase activity; arylsulfatase activity
Source: RefSeq, a predicted model, not a curated record
GCUCCCGCCUCAGGUGCCUGCUCGAGUUACCUGCUGUGCGUGCUGUGGAUCUCCAGGCCAGGAGGGAGGGCACCUCUUUGCAAUUUAAGGGCUGCCUUCAGGGAGUUGUGCCUGGGGGCCACAAGGAGCCCUGACCUGUGGCAGACAACGAGGCCAGGAAACACGUCCUCUGGGCAGUUUGGCUGGGUUGUCUCUAGCAGUUUUGCAGUUUGAUGCAGACAAGCUGUCUUGAGUGGUAAGCUAGGCUGGGGCCUCCUUGUAAACCAUCUUGAGGCCAGCUUUGGGUACAAAAGCCAGAAAUACCGGCAUGGAGGCUUCUGGAUCAGCUUGCCCCUGGUGAAGCCUGCUCUGCAACUUGCAUCCCCUCCUCUCAUCUCCAAGAGGAGCAUCUUCGAGGCUUUCCGUUUGUAUUGACGGUUUGAAGGGAUAAAAAUACCCACAGCAGUGCCUUGGACUUCUUACACUGCCCGUGUUCUGCUCACCUUUUCUAUUGCCUCCCAGUGCCAGCAUUUGGAAUGCUUUUCUUGUGUGCUAGCGCCAGCACAAGCUCGUUACAGGCAGCUUUCUACAGGUCAAGGCCUUCAGGCCUGUAUUAUACCACCAAAGCUUUUGAAGGAGGAGGACAGACAGACCUGCUGUGCAUACCUACACUGUGAGGAAAGCACGACUGCUUGGACAGACCCAUCCAAUUCGUGGAUGACAUGAGAAGUGGCUGAUGGAGCAUAGUUGCUCAGAAACUGAGAUAUAAAUUGGGACAUCCUCGAAAACUAAUUUGCCUCUGCCACGAAUGCACUCUGUGGCCCAGGCCACGGUGGCGCAGGAAUUAAGCCUCAACAGUCAUUACGGUGUUGCCAGAUGCCUUUUUGUUUGGGCUGGGCAGGCAAGUGUAAGUGCCCCUCUGAAUGGCCAGUCCACUUUCCACCUCCCAUUUACCAUAUGGGGUAUAUGAAUGCUGACCUACAUUACAGGGUUGUUGUAAGGAGAGCAACAGAGGGGGCAUACCUGGGUGGUGGAGCACAUAUUUUUCAUGCAAGCGGUUCUAGGUUUGGGUCUGGGCAUCUCCAGGGAGGACUAGGAAGGAAUUCUGUCUUGAACCCAGGAUAGCUGUUUUCAUUCACCAUUGGUGGUUUUAGGCAGCUGCCUGAGAUACUCACACAUGUGAACUUUCAUGCACUUUGAACACUCAGACGAAACUGGGUAGAUGCUGGGAAGUAUCAUUUCUCAUUUUGUACGGGUGCAAAGCUGGACAGCAUUAAAGCUGAUCGGAAGCAUUUGAAUCACGCUGCCAAAGGAGAGCUUUGCGAGUAUUCCAGACUGGGAGAAACAAGCUAGUGGGUCCUCAGCCACAUCAAGCCAGAACUUUCCCUGGAAGUUAAAAUGAUGACGCUGAGUCUCCUGUCCUUUGGGCGCACCAUGAGAAGGCAAGUCUUGCUGGAAAAGACAACCCUGUGAGGAAGUGUUGUGGGCAGAGGAGCAGGAGGAGCAACGACGAGACGGACGGACUCCACCAAGGACGCCACACCUUGGUGUUUAUGAGAGCUGAGCAGGCAGCUGGGCAACAGAGGAGAAGGGGCACUUUGCGGCCAGUGGCUGGAGGCUAUGUUGCCGUCUCCCGGGCGAGGCGGCCGGUGCCCGAUGUCCCCCUGCAAUGAGCAGAAUUGUCCUGGCAGAUAAAACUUGAUUUCAGGGGAAGGCUUUGCGGUGGAGAAUGCCGCUGGCGGGCAGGCGUCGGCCUGCGGUCCUGUGAGCGCCUCCUGUGAGUGUGAUUCAUCAGCCAUUUUAGGGAAAUUAUUCUGUGGUUCAGCUGAACGUGCUGCUACAAAAAUGCUUCCUAAUGCGGCGCCUGUAUUUAUUUUUAGUUUUAGCUUAUUACUCCUUGAACCCUGUUUUAGUUGCCUGAAAUUGUAGCUGCAAUUUUUUGUUCCUUUAAAAGGUGGCUCCUGUUGAUUUAAGUAUUUUUUGGUAGCACAAAAGGGCGUUUUUGCUUUUAUUAUAUUCAGUAUAUAUGCAUGUAAAGAAAAGGUUGUGGCAAGACCCAGAGUGGUUUAGCUGCAGGUGCCAGGAAGGACAAGCAAAGCAUGGCGCCUUUUGAGAAAUGUCUGGAAGCUCUCUCGACUCAGCCCCAUGGCGGGAUUCGCGUAACUGCCGCAAAAUAGCUUCCUUUCUCACGUGGCGCAUAGUUUGCCUUCAGGUUUAAUUGGCUCAGGAUGUUUUGGCAGCAACUAGCAUAAGACAGUUUAAAAACGGGACGGGAGGGAAAGAUCUUGGAGAAUGGGCCUGUCAGUGCCUGCCCGCCAUUAUGGAUAGACCUCGAACUUUGGUGUUCGGAAGCAACGCAUCUGUGGACACACAUUGCUGGGGACAAACGGCGAGGGGGCAUAUCGUUGCACUCUGCACGGCUUUUCUGCGUCUCUGUGGUAUUUUGUGGACUGUUGCUGGAGACAGAAUACUGGGCUAUUUAUGCUGGGAUCCUGAAACUCCAGGUCUGCGGGGCCAGGGCAGCCAGCCUCCCAAGAUUCCACAUGGCCGUCACCUGUCGCCCUGAACCGGUAGCCAUUUGGCGCUUUCCUGGCCUUUGGGCAGUCCCCCUUUACCUCACCCCCAAUAUGUCGAAAUGCCCCUCGGAAGUGUCCUUCUGGAGCCUUCGUUGAUACUGGCGUUAAGAGCCUUAAGCUAAAACAGGGUGAGGCUUUGGUCCCCACCCGUUUUGUCCCACCCACUAUGUGAAUGUGGCCCCCCAAAGCAUCUCCCAAAAUCACAUUUGGCCCUCAGGCUGAAAGAGGUUCAGCCUUCAUCUUGUUCUGACUGGAGAUGCCGGCUUUCUGGUUUUCUUCCGGUCUUUUGAAACCCUCCAAAUUGUGCUUAUGUAAUUGAAACUGAAAAGGGUGAUUCCCCCUCCGGCGUGGAGAAGUGGAAGUCAUGGUGGGACGUGAUUGGGUGUGACGGGGCAGAUGCUAUUUCAAGUGACUGAAAAAGAAAAAUGCCUACUACUUCAAAAACUGAUUUUCCCCCUCUUUCUUGUGUGCUGGUGUUUCUUCAGAUGGGCUGGGGUGACCUGGGUGUAUUUGGCCAUCCCGCUAGAGAAACCCCAAACCUAGACCAGAUGGCUGCCGAAGGAAUGAUUUUCCCAGACUUCUACACUGCCAACCCUCUCUGUUCACCGUCGAGGGCGGCGCUCCUGACAGGUCGUCUCCCCAUCCGGAACGGCUUCUACACCACAAACGCCCAUGCCAGAAAUGGCACCUUGGCCACCGGCCCCAGUUCCAUCCCUUGCGGCACGGAUUCGACGAGUGGUUUGGAUCCCCAAACUGCCACUUUGGACCUUACGAUGACAAAGCAGCCCCAAACAUCCCUGUUUAUAGGGACUGGGAGAUGAUCGGCAGGUACUAUGAAGACAUAAAAAUAGAUCAUAAAACCGGGGAAUCAAACCUAACCCAGAUGUACUUACAGGAAGCCCUUGAUUUUAUUAGUGCACAGCAAGCCAGCCAGCAGCCGUUCUUUCUGUACUGGGCGAUCGAUGCCACUCACGCGCCUGUGUACGCUUCCAGGGAGUUCUUGGGCACGAGCCAGCGAGGGCUGUAUGGUGACGCCGUGCGAGAAAUUGACAGCAGCAUUGGGAAGAUACUGAGUCAUCUUCAAAAACUCGGCAUAAGCGAGGACACCUUUGUGUUUUUCACAUCUGACAAUGGCGCAGCCCUUGUUUCAGCUCCUGAACAAGGAGGCAGCAAUGGCCCUUUCCUGUGUGGCAAGCAGACUACCUUUGAGGGGGGCAUGAGAGAACCGGCAAUCGCCUGGUGGCCUGGACACGUGCCUGCUGGGCAGGCGAGCCAUCAGCUGGCGAGCGUGAUGGAUCUGUUCACCACAAGCCUCGCGCUGGCAGGACUGCAACCUCCCCGUGACAGACAGAUCGACGGCAUCGACCUUUCGCCUGUCAUCCUGCAAGGCAAGUUAAUUGACAGGCCAAUAUUUUAUUACCGGGGCAAUGAGAUGAUGGCGGUACGGGUUGGACUUUACAAAGCCCAUUACUGGACCUGGAGCAAUUCCUGGGAGCAGUUCAGCCAGGGCAUCGAUUUCUGCCCCGGACAGAAUGUAACUGGAGUAACCACUCAUGAUCAAGAGGAGCACUCAAAACUUCCGCUGCUGUUCCACCUGGGAAGAGACCCAGGGGAAAAAUUCCCGAUCAGGUUUGCGAGCGCCGAAUACCAGGCCACCAUGGAAAGAAUCGCCCCCGUGGUGCAGCGGCACGAGGAGGAGCUGCUGCCGGGGCAGCCCCAGCUGAACGUCUGUGACCGGGCCGUCAUGAACUGGGCUCCUCCAGGCUGCGAGAAAAUGGGGAAGUGCUUGGUUCCUCCCAGCCCCGACCCGAAGAAGUGUGUUUGGCUGCACUGAGCAUCUUCCAAUACUUGACCCACUGCUGUAAAACUGGCUGGAGACACGUUGGAUGCGUGGCAGGAUGAGUCCCAGGAGGACUGCUUUUACCGACAGGCUCCCCACCGCCACCCCAGGGCCCCAGCAGUCGUCUUUGCACGUUCAUCCUCGGGGACUGUGGGGCCAAGGCACAGCGGCCUCUGUUUAUUCCAGGUAUUCAGGCCGAAGAGCCUUCUUCGUCUUCCACAAGUCCUUGGGAAUGAGCUCUUUGCUCCUGCCCUCCGCUCUUCCCACACGGGCUGCUCAAGGAACCUGCCACAAAUUGGCUGCACAGCAGAUGGGGAGAGAGGCGUCCGCUGGAGCUCAGAACCAUCCGGGGCCCGAGGAGGUGGAGCGCCUUCGUGCCGUCGAGCGCCAUUCAGGGCCGAGACCAAACGAGCGCUCGCCGGCCGUGGGGCAAGGCCUUCCUUUCCUUGGCCCUGCUGCCAGUGCGCGGAGUCGGUGGCCUCUGUCCGCUGGUCGUUUUCGUCAAGAUAGCCAAACGGAGCCCCGGGUCCAGGGGCAUUCCGGCUCCGAUCACCAGUCCUGUGGGGCAAGCAAGCACUGGGAGAAGGCUGUCCCCUACCUCACUUCUGGCUUUGCGCCUCCUCUUCCAGCUUCCUUCCUGCCAGCUGCUUGUGACCAAGCAAAAGGGAGAGACACUCUCAUCUUCAGCUUCCAUGUUUGGUUGGCCCACUGCUGGAAACAGGAUGCUGGGGCAGUCUUAUGCCAUGCCACCCUUCUCCAACUGGGUGCCCUCCAAAUACUUUGGUCUGUGGCUCCAUGCAGCCUGCACCCCUGUUCUCCUGUACGCAGCCCUCGCCGUUAAUGGUCCUUUCAAGACUCAGCUCCAAAGGUACAGGUUUACGAUGUGCCAAAGAUUAACAUGAAGGAACUGCCUUCUGCCACGUGUGCGUAUUUCUAGUAUGGUUAUGACUUAAUUAUAUACUUUUGAGAUGUCAUCUUUCAAUAAGUGCUUCUCUUACGUUUAUCAUUUAACUGUGCUGUCUAAUUGUAUGACAUGAAAGUCAGUAUUAUUACCUGCAAUAGAAAUGCAGUGCAAUAAUACAGUGUCUGAUCCAUAA